AUGGGCCUGCGAGGGCCCGGGCCGCCUUCCGCCGCCGCCACGGAGCUGAGGGCCGAGCGAGGCCGCCGGCCGGCGAGCGACGAGCGGCGGCGAGGGGCGGGACACGCGCGGCGCGCCGCGGGCCGGCGCCGGGCCGCGAGGCACGCCGGCCUUGCGCUUGCACGUCGGCCGCGGCGCCCGACGCAGGCGCGGCUCCGGGCGGCCUGGAAAACCCGGGAUGGAGCAGAGAGGCCGCGGAGCCGACGCGCGGCACAGCGGCGCGCAGUGCCGCGCGUGGGGCGAGGGCGGGAGCGGGGCUGGGGUCAAGGUCGGCGCGGGCAAGCGGCGGGGGCCCGCACGCGCCUCACCCGGCCCAGCGCUUUGCAGCUGCUGUCACGCGUGCACACUCAGGCUUGGUCGGAGCCUGCCGCGUGCUGGCAGCUGAAAUCCAGGCGUUUCCACGGUUGCAGUGGCUGUGAGACCCCAGCAGUAUGCACCACGUGCAGGGAACCCAAGCCAGAAGGUAUGAAGAGGGUGAGCUUGUCCCAUUGCACUGAUGUGUCUCAAGGAUGUCCCUACUAUGUAGACAUAAAGCUCAUUGAUGAAAAGAUGGACAAUGCCUGGCAAGUGGAAAUGGGGCUGUGUCCAUGCCGGACACAAGUGCGGGAAGAGAGCAUGACCACAGGACCUCUGCUUGACCUUGAGCUGUAUGUCUGACUCACUCCCAGUGAUGGACACUCAGCACGAAGCUGCCUCAGGAAAUCAGGCCACUCCAUCCAUCUGACUGGGCUGCCAGGCGCCACUUUCAUCUCUGUCCUUGACUGGGGGUAGCCUGUCCAUCUCGACAAGAUAGAAACAGCACUUUGAAUUGCAUGGAAAAAAUGUACUCUACAGAGAGGAGACAAAUACUCUUCUUUUGGCCAAGCUUUUAGAGGAAAUAUAAGGUAUGUUCAUUAAAAUAUGUCCCUGCUGAUAAUCAGCACUGGAAAUUCAAAAGGUGUUACCUUGAAUAAAUGUUAUUUUUCACAUUUCU
This is a messenger RNA of Dama dama (fallow deer), 1012 nucleotides long. RefSeq lists its product as uncharacterized. The transcript is spliced from 5 exons. NCBI's taxonomy places the organism in Eukaryota, Metazoa, Chordata, Mammalia, Artiodactyla, Cervidae. The record is from RefSeq and is a predicted model, not a curated record. Bases 1 to 696 code for a protein of 231 amino acids.